Messenger RNA from Phycodurus eques (leafy seadragon), 2106 nucleotides. RefSeq names its product gastrula zinc finger protein XlCGF17.1-like. The record is from RefSeq and is a predicted model, not a curated record. The transcript has 2 exons. The coding region runs from base 146 to 1573 and encodes 475 amino acids. Lineage: Eukaryota; Metazoa; Chordata; Actinopteri; Syngnathiformes; Syngnathidae. Gene Ontology annotation, biological process: regulation of cytokine production; regulation of immune system process; negative regulation of transcription by RNA polymerase II. Gene Ontology annotation, molecular function: RNA polymerase II cis-regulatory region sequence-specific DNA binding; DNA-binding transcription factor activity, RNA polymerase II-specific. Gene Ontology annotation, cellular component: nucleus.
UGCGUUUUUUUUUUUUUCUGUAUACAUUUAUAACUUAUAACGGAGUAAAGAUUAUUUACUAAAACUUCAUGUCAGCUCUCGGAGCAGGUUGACGCGUCGGCAGAGAUCGAGUGUGAGUGUAAAGUGUUGUGAUUAUCGCGUGAAAAUGUGCAAAGUCGAAAUGCUGAGAGCGUUGCUGAAUCAGCGACUGAAUGCGGCCGUUGACGAAAUAUUCGUAGUGUUUGAAAGAACGAUAGCAGAAUACGAGGAGGAACUUUGUCGGACAAAAGAGGAGAACGCGAGACAACUUCAACUACUGGACGCUUUCAACAGAGCAGGGGCCUCGUGUACAAAAGAUGUCAGUGAAGAGCUUCCCCCCAACCAACAGGAGUGGAGCUCCAGGGUAGAGCAGGAGGAGCCCAAGCCCCCACACCUGAAAGAGGAGGAAAUGUGGAAAAGUCAGGAGGGAAAGCAGCGUCAAGGGUUGGACCUCCCAAUGAUUUGUGUCAUUGUGAAGAGUGAAGAUGAUGAAGACAAAGGUCAGAGCAAUGAGAACAGAGGGGCGGGGCCUCGGACCAGCAGCUCAAGUCAACACAUGACAGCCAAAGGUGAUGGAGACCACUGUAGAGGAUCACAAGCAGACAGCCUCUUAGCUCCACUAUCAGAUAGUGACGACAAAGCAUCGCACUCUGCUGACACCGAUGAGGAAUACUCUCAAGGUGAUGUGACAUGUCACACUGACAGCAGGCACUUGAAAUGUUCUCAGUGUGAAAAAACCUUUGGCAACAAGUCAACACUAAAAAGACACUUGAGGGUUCACUCUGGAGAAAAACCAUUCAGGUGCUCAGUAUGUAAUAAAAGUUUCAAACUGAAGGAUACUUUAAUCAGACACUUGAGGAUCCACACAGGGGAGAAACCAUUCUGCUGCUCAGUUUGUGGUAAAGGGUUCUCCGUAAAAGGAAAUUUUAUAACACAUACAAGAACACACACUGGCGAAAAACCAUAUUCCUGCUCAUUCUGUAACACGUGUUUUCGUGCUCGUCCAGCACUGGUUAAACACUUGAGAACACACACAGGUGAGAAGCCUUUUACCUGUUCAGUCUGUGGUGAGAAUUUCUCUCAAAAGGAGACUUUGAAGAGGCAUACAAGAACUCACACUGGGGAGAAGCCAUUUACCUGUUCAAUCUGUGGUAAAAGAUUCUCGAUAAAAGGACAUUUGAUAUCACACACAAGAACACACACUGGAGAUAAGCCAUUCAUCUGCUCAGUUUGUGGUAAAACAUUCACUCAGAAGGGAAAUUUAAUCAGACACACAAGAAUACACACUGGGGAAAAACCAUUUUCUUGCUCAGUCUGCAACAAAUGUUUUGGUGAUAAUUCAGGAUUGAUUAUUCACACGAGAACGCACACAGGAGAGAAACCUUUCACCUGCUCGGUCUGCAGUCAAAGAUUCUCUACAAAAGGGCAUUUGAUAACACACACAAGGACACACACAGGAGAAAAACCCUUUUCCUGCUCAAUAUGCAACACCAGUUUUAAUUGUCAUUCAGGACUCUUUCAACACAUGAAAAAACACCAAGGUGAGGGUAUUUAGUGUGUUUAAUUACAAAGUACCAGAGGUCUCAAUCAAAACCAUUACAUACACACACUACAGAGCCCAAAAGUUUUGAUUAUUAAAAACAGGUGAUGGGAGAAUGUGUGUCCAUAAAAACUGACACCAAUUGAAAAGCACAUUUCAGUUUUUCUAUCAUUUCAUUUCAAUAAUGAAUUCAACCUAACUGUAUACUGCAGUAUAGAAGUACUUGGAGAACUAAUGGAAUAAUGCCUCAUGCAGUGAUUUUAUUAGAACAAGGACCGCUUGGGACGGCACUGCCAUGCCUCUGGCAUUUUUUCCAAGGGCCCACUAAUAUUUCUAACUGUUGACAUAUGUGCGCUCAAUUGUAAUGAGUGUGAAGCAUAAUCAAAUCCAGGUGAGGUUAAUUAUAUUUGUAUUGAUUGGAUGACGAGUCAGUGAAUGGACUGAAAAUGUCAUGCCUCUAAUGUGAUUGUGUAUAAAUAUAAAUGUAUAAAGAGAGAACGGAAAAGCAGGAGUUCAAGCGCACCUUGAUGGUCGCAGUAUAAUAAAAA